Molecule: messenger RNA, 1065 nt
Organism: Puma concolor (puma)
Lineage: Eukaryota; Metazoa; Chordata; Mammalia; Carnivora; Felidae
Gene: CCN6
Product: cellular communication network factor 6
Biological process (GO): positive regulation of cell differentiation; cell adhesion; signal transduction
Cellular component (GO): extracellular region; extracellular matrix
Molecular function (GO): heparin binding; integrin binding
Source: RefSeq, a predicted model, not a curated record
AUGCGGGGGCUCCUGCUUUCCACACUCCUGGGCGCUGCUCUGGCACAGUUCUGCUGCAGGGCGCAGGGCGGCGGGCCGCCAGACACGCCGCCUGAAGGGAGGCCUGGAGAAGCAUCGGAGGUGCACCAGCGUAAACAGUUCUGUCACUGGCCCUGUCAAUGCCCUCGCCAGAAGCCCAGCUGCCCUCCUGGAGUGAGCCUGCUGAGGGACGGCUGCGGAUGCUGUAAAGUCUGUGCCAGACAAGCAGGGGACAUGUGCAACGAGGCCGACCUCUGCGACCCGCACAAAGGGCUGUACUGUGACUACUCGGCCGACGGGCCUAGGUACGAGACCGGAGUGUGUGCGUAUCUUAUAGCUGUGGGAUGUGAGUUCAACAGGGUACAUUAUCAUAACGGCCAAGUCUUUCAACCCAAUCCCCUGUUCAGCUGUCUCUGUGUGAGUGGGGCCAUUGGAUGCACACCUCUGUUCAUACCAAAGCCGGCUGACGGUCACUGCUCUGGGGCUAAAGGUAGAAAGAAGUCUGAUCAAUCAAACUGUGGCCUGGGACCGUUCCAACAACAGCUUUCAACAAGCUACAAAACAAUGCCAGCUUAUAGGAAUCUCCCACUUAUUUGGAAAAGAAAAUGUCUUGUGCAAGCAACAAAGUGGACCCCUUGCUCCAGAACCUGUGGGAUGGGAAUAUCUGAUAGGGUGACCAAUGAAAAUAGCAACUGUGAAAUGAGAAAAGAGAAAAGACUGUGUUAUAUCCAACCCUGUGACAGUAACAUAUCAAAGAGAAUAAAGAUCCCUAAAGGAAAAACGUGCCAACCCACUUUCCAACUUCUCAAAGCUGAAAAAUUCAUCUUUUCUGGAUGCUCAAGCACUCAGAGUUACAAACCCACUUUCUGUGGAGUAUGCUUGGAUAAGAGAUGCUGUGUCCCUAACAAGUCUAAAAUGAUUACCAUUCAAUUUGAUUGCCCAAAUGAAGGGUCAUUUAAAUGGAAGAUGCUGUGGAUUACAUCUUGUGUAUGUCAAAGAAACUGCAGAGAUCCAGGAGAUACAUUUUCGGAGCUCAAGAUCCUAUAA